Molecule: messenger RNA, 156 nt
Organism: Peronospora matthiolae
Lineage: Eukaryota; Oomycota; Peronosporomycetes; Peronosporales; Peronosporaceae
Source: the annotation of a GenBank genome assembly
AUGGUCGAGCAGGGGCUCCCACACGAGUUUGUGGCGGUCGAUCAGGGUCUCCCGCAUCAUGCGUCGACAGACGAGUAUGGGCUAUUCACGUCGCGCGAUUUCUACAUCCUGGACGAGGACAUCCAGCGUCUAGAGGGGUGCAGAUUUUACACCUGA